This is a messenger RNA of Ictidomys tridecemlineatus (thirteen-lined ground squirrel), 1340 nucleotides long. RefSeq names its product INO80 complex subunit E (gene Ino80e). Gene Ontology annotation, cellular component: nucleus; Ino80 complex. Lineage: Eukaryota; Metazoa; Chordata; Mammalia; Rodentia; Sciuridae. The record is from RefSeq and is a predicted model, not a curated record. Gene Ontology annotation, biological process: chromatin remodeling.
GUUCCCCAGGAGGGCGGUCCGUGCGGACACGCUGCCUGCGCGCGGGGCACGCCGGGAGUAGUAGUCCGAGAAGGUACUGCUUUGCAGAGUCUCCGGAAGUGGGGGCGCGAGAGACCCGACGGACCCGGCUCGCUGUAGCUGGACGCCAGACGCUGGGGUGCUGCUCUGGGGCGGGUCAUGAACGGGCCGGCAGACGGUGAAGUGGACUACAAAAAGAAAUAUCGUAAUCUGAAGCGGAAGCUCAAAUUUCUCAUCUACGAACACGAGUGCUUCCAGGAGGAGCUGAGGAAGGCGCAGAGGAAAUUACUGAAGGUUUCUCGGGACAAGAGUUUUCUCCUAGACCGACUUCUGCAAUAUGAGAAUGUGGAUGAAGACUCCUCUGACUCAGAUGCCACCGCAUCUUCAGAGAACAGCGAGACAGAGGGAACACCUAAGUUGUCUGACACACCAGCCCCCAAAAGGAAAAGAAGCCCUCCGCUGGGGGGUGCUCCCUCCCCCUCCAGUCUCUCCCUGCCUCCUUCAACAGGGUUUCCCCUUCAGGCCUCUGGAGCCCCUUCCCCAUACUUGAGCUCGCUGGCUUCUCCCCCUUACCCCCCAUUCCCUUCUGACUACCUGGCCCUGCAGCUGCCCGAGCCCAGCCCCCUGAGGCCCAAGCGGGAGAAACGACCCCGCCUGCCCCGGAAACUCAAGAGCGAGCACUCUGGCUGCAGUGUGGAGGAGGAUCUGGAUCUGGGAGAGGCUGAAGGCAGGGAGUCCAGUUAGGAGGCUGGUCCCCUAGCACAGAUGGCGGUGGGACCCCCUGACUGCCCUGUGGGCGGGCCACUGACCUUCCCUGCCCGGGGUCCUGGAGCUGGGGUUGGAGCCGCCCUGACCCCCCUGCCCCCUCCCAAGAUGCCCCCUCACACAAUCCUGAGCACCGUCCCGCGGCAGAUGUUCAGCGAUGCAGGCAGUGGAGAUGAUGCCCUGGACGGGGACGAUGACCUGGUGAUUGACAUCCCGGAGUGACCACCCAGCGUCUUCUGCCAAACCGCUGGCCAGCACCCCCUCCCUGUGCCAGCACACAUGAGCCCCAGCUUCCUCAGAGAUGUUUAUUGACGCCCAGUUGCCAUGCUUCGGCCACUGACACAAUCAGAGAAGGCGUAAACAUGCACGAGUGUCCCCCAGGAAGGUGGCAGGGGCCCUGCCCUCACAUCCCAGCCCCAUCUAGGGGACAGCUAUUUAAAUGAGUGGCCAGAAGCAUCUGCUACCUCACAGGGAGGCAGAGACCCAGUGAUGGCCACCCCUUUAGAAGGGCAGCUGUACAGGGCUAGGACUUUUGUGUAUUAAAGGAGUGGCUCUUC